CUGAAGUCCUGGCGAGAUGUCCUUGAGUGGCAACACAAGCCAGUCUCCUCCGCCGCCGCCGACAGCUCUGCCUCUGCCCUUGAACGGCUCCACCUCUCCGCUCUCCCUACCAGGGGAAGAGGGAAGGAGCAGUCACGAGUCCGUGCAAUGGCCAGGGAACGAGUCCCAGCUCCUCUCCAACAUCUUUGUUCUCGGGCACGAUGAGCAGUGCCAUAUGUCUCCUGUUCUCACGGGGGGGCUCGUGGUGUUGUACAGCAUCACAAUGGUGCUGGGGCUGGUGGGUAACAUCGGCCUCAUCUGCAUCAUCACCCGUCGCAGAGAGAAAGUCAACGUCACCAGCAUUUUCAUCUGCAACCUGUCAUUCUCUGACAUUCUAGUGUGCGUCUUCUGCCUGCCUUUCACUGUCAUAUACACGAUCAUGGAUCACUGGGUGUUUGGGUCUCUGUUGUGUCGCCUUGUGCCGUUCAUCCAGUGCGUAUCUGUGACGGUGUCCGUGCUGUCCCUCGUGUUCAUCGCCCUGGAAAGACAUCAGCUCAUCAUUAACCCCUCUGGGUGGAAGCCGAGCAUUCCUCAGGCGUACACGGUACUCGUUCUCAUUUGGAUUCUGGCCUGUUUGACUUCUACACCCUUCUUGGUCUUUCAGCUGCUCACGAAUGAGCCCUACAAUAAUGUGAUCCUGCCCCAGUCUCCACUUCAUCACUGGGCCUCCCCUCAGGCUCACCUCAAUGCAUCUCUGCCUCAACCUGCCUCUUACACAUACAAAAACUCAUCUGUGCCUCCAGGUUCAUAUCACACCCUCUUGUCUUACAUCCCCACGAUUCCACACAUGGAGGCCUGUCUGGAGCACUGGCCGUCCCCGCAGCACAGGCUCGCCUACACCACGUGGCUCCUGCUGUUCCAGUACUGUGGCCCGCUGUUGCUGGUGCUGCUCUGUUACGUUAGAGUUUUCGUGCGCCUUCGUCAUCGCAAAGAAAUGCUCGACCGGGCCAGGACCCCUGAGAGCCAUCGCAUUAACAACAGCCGGCGCAUCAACAUCAUGCUGGUCACCCUCAUAACGGCCUUUGCCCUUUGCUGGCUGCCGCUCACCAUCUUUAAUGUGGUGUCCGACUGGAACCAGGAGGCUCUGCCCAUCUGCCACCACAACCUGCUCUUCUCCCUCUGCCACCUGCUGGCCAUGUCCUCCACCUGCAUCAACCCCAUCAUCUACGGCUUCCUCAACUCCAACUUCAGGCAGGAGGUGAGGGAGGUGCUCCUGCACUGCCGCUGCCACCCGCUGGAGGAGGAGUGUGAGCAGUUCCCCAUGUCCAUUGUGCACAUGGAAGUGUCCCGCACCUCUGUGCCUCUCACCUGCAUGAGCAACUCUGUGUGACUUGAAUGCUGCAGCCUACAGGAAACUGCUGAAGUUGUAAACUGUACAGAUGUAGCUCUGACCUCUGCUGUUUGUUUGACCUUUUAAUGGCAGUGCAACAGGUUUGAUAGUGAUGCAACAUGUGCAACAUUGUUGUCAUUGGUUUGAAUUGACGUGUGCAGUACAAUGUUGGUUUAUCUUAUUCUGCAGUAAUUCAUUAUUGGAGUGUGUUGACGUGAAAAAUGUACAGAUUCAAAAAAAUGUGUUACUUAAAAUAAUAUGUAACUGUAUCCUACACCUCAUACUAAUUGAAAUGUAACUAUGUAUUAUACCGUUUUUUUGCAGUUAGUAUGAAAUCAACAUAUUUUAACCAUUUUAUACAAACAAGAAAUUAUUGCCUCCCCACGGAGGUUGUCAUUGCUCUUGGACUUUUUGCAGGAUUAAUCAAAAACUAUUAAUUAAUAACUAUCAAUGUUAUUGAAACUUAUUUGAAGGGUGGAAUAUGGGCCAAGGAAGAACCAAAUGACUGUUGGAGCAGAUUCAUUGAAGGUUGUGGAUCCAGGGAUUUUUGCAUUUUUCAACAUGAAAUAAUCUUUAUGAAAAAAAUCAACCAUGCCAAGGGGACUGACAUCUAUGAGUCUGUACAGCUUGGUCCACCAAGGAGGUUGUUUUCGUCUGCGUUGGUUUGGUUGUUAGUUCGCAGGAUUACGCAACAAUUACUCAAACAAUUUCCAUGAAUUCCAAAAAUUUAAAAAAGAACCCAGAGCUAAUGAUUUUAAAAGAGGUUUUAUAAGGAGAAUAUUUUCUCAUUUAUUUUGUCAUGGGAUUGUCUGUAUUGAAAAAAAAAGAUAAAUUUUGUUCCAAACGAGACACAUGUGUAAAAUAAUUUCUGAGAGUAGACUGCUGCUGUUGUAUUUCUCACAUUUUAUCACUACUUUAGUAUUUAUGGGAUUUGUGCUGUGAAAUCAGUGUGUGAGCUUAGUGAAGACAAACACAGGGUCCAAUUGUGUU
Molecule: messenger RNA, 2359 nt
Organism: Hippoglossus stenolepis (Pacific halibut)
Lineage: Eukaryota; Metazoa; Chordata; Actinopteri; Pleuronectiformes; Pleuronectidae
Gene: npy4r
Product: neuropeptide Y receptor Y4
Exons: 1
Coding region: 17-1369 (450 amino acids)
Biological process (GO): G protein-coupled receptor signaling pathway
Cellular component (GO): neuron projection; plasma membrane
Molecular function (GO): neuropeptide binding; neuropeptide Y receptor activity
Source: RefSeq, a predicted model, not a curated record